AUGUAUAAAGAACAGAGCUCUCUCACGAACAUCAAGAAACGAUCGAAGACCUCCUGUACAGAACUGCGCAAGGAGGCUGCAUCCAAAAAUAAAGAUGAAGAAAAAGCUCCAAGUAAUAUGUCUGCAUCUUCUAACGCACCCGAGGUGCUGAAAAACCUUACCAUUGGGUUCAAUUCGACCAUGAGAUCUCUCGAAUCCGUGGGAGAGAUGGACCGGGAUACGACAAACCCAGCAGUUCAGGAAGAAUACAAAGCAAGCCAACAGUCAAUGAAGUUAUCAGUGGUCUUCAUCUGCAGGUCGACGGCUCCUAUACCACUGGUGGAUUCACUUUCAUUCACUGUCACGCGAUUAUUAGACCUUGAACGAGGGAAAGGAAUUCGACUGGUCUACCUAUCUAAGAACGCCGAAACGAGGAUGGCAGAUGCUGUAGGUAUUCCCAGACUGGGCGUCAUUGGAAUUAAGGAGUGCCAAUCUGCUCGAAUCCUAAUUGACUAUGUACGAGAGAACGUUCCACCACCGAUAUAUUGA
Molecule: messenger RNA, 528 nt
Organism: Trichophyton benhamiae CBS 112371
Lineage: Eukaryota; Fungi; Ascomycota; Eurotiomycetes; Onygenales; Arthrodermataceae
Exons: 2
Coding region: 1-528 (175 amino acids)
Biological process (GO): tRNA processing; nuclear-transcribed mRNA catabolic process, RNase MRP-dependent; intronic box C/D snoRNA processing
Cellular component (GO): cytosol; nucleolar ribonuclease P complex; ribonuclease MRP complex
Molecular function (GO): ribonuclease MRP activity
Source: RefSeq, a predicted model, not a curated record